AAGACUAACAACAACAACAACACCUGCACCUCUUGUCUCCCUCCCGGUGGAGUUGCCAAAACAAUCCAGGUGAAAGUCUCUCCAACCACACCGCAAGGAUCAAUGACUCGUUCCCUGAAUUGUCGUUUGAGGACUAUUUGUCCAAGAAACUUGAGACGCGAUUAGCUACCAAGGAUCAAGCCUACGGUGCUAUUUGUACAACACACGGAGCUUUUGUCCACUACGAGUUGAACGCCUUUCGUGGCUAUGUUGACAUGAAAAGAUUGGAGCGCGUUCUUAGGAGCAUUGUGGUUGCUGGUCGAUUGGGACAUCCACUUAACUACAGCAACUCUACUGCGAAGUACAAGCGUCAAAGCACACCGGAUCUUGUACGAUACUUUCAGAGCUACGCUGGUAUUGUCACAAGAGAACUUGUGUAGAAAGGUUUCUACGAAAGGCGGUUUAGGAACGGCAAGCGGAAAGCCUUUUCACAUGCCGCACUUGUUUUGGUAAAGAACGUACUGUGCGACAUACUUUGAGUUUUGUUAGCCAUGGAGUCUGACAAUCAACUGAAACAAGUCGAUGACGCCUUCUUGAUGAGACUUGCAGAUCAACUGGAAAACGAAUGGCGGCGCUUGGGCACACACCUGGCCAUCAAGAAGGCGGAGGUCGACCGUUGUCUGGCCGAUCACCCUGGGAAUGAAGCCGAGGCCGUGUAUGCUAUGCUGGUCCUGUGGUUUACGCGAACAAGAGACAAGGGGCUGGGGACGCAGAUAAGGGCACUCGCGGAAGCACUGAAGAAAUGUGGCCGCAAGGAUCUAGCUGCGGCCGUAGAAGAAAGGCACUCUGAGUAGUGACAAUGACACUGACAAUGAAUUUUAUUGCAUAUUCAUGCCCCAUUGGGGCUAAAUUCAGUCAGUUUGAUAUAAAAAGGUAGUGAACGAAAAGUUACACAUACGCUAUAGUUUACAUGCUUCUUCUCUCUUCUUAAAACAUGAUUUUGAAGACGAACUUACAGAGAUUUUCCAGCAUAUCGUGGUCAAAUGAUGACAUAAGAUAUUUGAACAUAUCUUCCUUCGUUAGGUGUGAAUAUUUCUGAUCUACAUGUGUCGCAUUAACGAAUGUAUUGUACAGAUCAUUGUACAGUGAACACUCUAGGACAAAGUGUAUUUCGAUUUUUCGUUUUCUACAUACAUGUCACAGUGCAUGGUUCUUAUCGCAAAAUAUACAUAGUCUAUCAUUAGGAGGAGUUCGGUUGUAAUAUAAUAGUAUAUGAAGGCGUAAAUCGUUAAACUGCAAUUGUUAACAUUAAAACUAGAACGAUCCCCAAAGCCCAGUCCACCUCCGUCAAAACGUAGCCUGACUAAAAUCGCGCUCCUAGCGGCCGGCCUUACAGUUGCCAUCACCGAGGGAGGGGGUCAUUAACCCCAGCCAGCGAGAGACUGUGUAAACACUGGCUACAUCAAAACGUAGGAAUGCAAAUAUCUGACGGACAUACAGCCACGCUCCCAUUGGUCGAACCGCACUAAUUGCCAUGCUAUCAUUGGUCGGACUGUUAAUUGUGAUAGACAGUCAGGACUGGACCUAUCCAAUGUCUCGACUGUAGCCUCUACCAGGCUCCCCAGGUCGCUAGAAAAAUAGUAGAAAUUGGCCAAAUAGACAGAAAACACACCAGAGGAGUUGGUUGGCCGAGGAGUACAGUUUGCGACCUAAACAGUCCUUGUCAAGGAAUGAGUCCAGGGUUUCUAUGACGUCAUUUUAUGCAAAUUGUAGCGACGGUAAUGGGUCAAAUGUAGCAGAUAGCCUGUGGCGUCCUCCGUCCCUAUUCAGGGAUAGUUGUACAUGUAGGGCCCUGAUAUAUACUGCUUCUCAAAGUAUGUCGAAGACACUGCUUACUAGUUCACUUUAACACUCAUGAUUGGAUGUUAUUCUAUUUUUAGAAGCAUAUCUUGUUUAGAUUUUCACAUCUGUUUUAGAGUUGUACAUACAUAUGUCCGCUGCAUGCGUGUUGUGAAAUAUGUAUAUGUAUUUUUCCCUUUGAGACAUUACAAAUCUCAUGAACAACGGAAACUUGCGUACAGUGUUUUGCUCGAUCGGUCCCCGUGUCCUUUUAUUUACAAAGCCGUAUGGAUUUGAUCCUCUGGGAACCCCAAAAAACUUAUGCGAGCGUGCGAAUAAAAAGGUUUGACAAAAAUAUGACCUUCAUUAUGACAUAUAAGUGUUCAGGGGGGUUUAACAAAUGAUCAAGCAGACAGAGUAUGGUGUACUGAGCAAUAGACUCUUGAUUAUGGCACCUGGUGGAGUUAGGAUAGUCGAUGUUAACGUUGUUCCCGAACUUUUCUCACAAGUCUUAAGUCCUUUUUCCCACAACCUACUUUUCCCCACAUAAAAGAUUUCUUUCUGUAAUUUAGUAGUUAACAUAAUAUCAGCC
This is a messenger RNA of Branchiostoma floridae (Florida lancelet), 2410 nucleotides long. RefSeq lists its product as uncharacterized. The record is from RefSeq and is a predicted model, not a curated record. The transcript is spliced from 2 exons. Bases 531 to 833 code for a protein of 100 amino acids. Gene Ontology annotation, biological process: signal transduction. NCBI's taxonomy places the organism in Eukaryota, Metazoa, Chordata, Leptocardii, Amphioxiformes, Branchiostomatidae. Gene Ontology annotation, molecular function: protein binding.